Messenger RNA from Aspergillus homomorphus CBS 101889, 2565 nucleotides. Its product is annotated as putative DNA mismatch repair protein. Gene Ontology annotation, biological process: mismatch repair. The coding region runs from base 1 to 2565 and encodes 854 amino acids. Gene Ontology annotation, molecular function: ATP hydrolysis activity; mismatched DNA binding; ATP binding. The transcript is spliced from 3 exons. Gene Ontology annotation, cellular component: MutLalpha complex. The record is from RefSeq and is a predicted model, not a curated record. NCBI's taxonomy places the organism in Eukaryota, Fungi, Ascomycota, Eurotiomycetes, Eurotiales, Aspergillaceae.
AUGCCAAUCGCGGCGCUUCCGCCGACGACCGCUCGGGCGAUCGGCUCGGCCUCUGUCAUUUCUGACCCUUGCUCGAUUGUCAAGGAACUGUUGGACAAUGCCCUCGAUGCAUCGGCUACUUCCGUGACCAUUGAGAUCUCCCAGAAUACGGUUGAUGUAGUUCAGGUCAAAGACAACGGGACCGGCAUUCCUUGCGAGGACUAUCCGUUCGUAUGCAAACGCUCCUUCACAAGCAAGAUCCAGACCGUCGAAGACCUCCGACAUGUCGGAGGAACAUGGCUGGGCUUCCGCGGUGAAGCUUUAGCUAGUGCCGCCGAGAUCUCUAGCAGCUUGAUCGUCACCACAAGAGUUGAGAGUGAAUCUGUUGGGUGCGCCAUCAACUAUGGCCGAGAUGGGGAGCUUAUCAGUACACAACGCGUGGCACACCCGGUGGGGACAACUGUUCGUAUUGCAGAUCUUUUCAAACACAUACCAGUGCGACGGCAGACUGCCUCGAAGAACGCCGCAAAGACGCUGGUGCGGAUCAAGAAGUUGGUACAAGCCUAUGCCUUGGCCCAGCCCUCGAAACGACUGGCUUUAAGAGUACUAAGAGCUAAAAAUGAGAGCAACAACUGGAUGUAUGCUCCCGGGCAGGAUGCGACUCUUUCUGAUGCGGCCUUGAAGGUGGUGGGUAAAGCCGUGGCCUCUAACUGUCUGGUCAAAGAGUGGGAGGGCGAUGUUCAUGGCGCAGAGGGAGAGAGCAGGCUCCACUAUCAGCUAGUCGCUCUUCUCCCAGACCCGGCCUCAGAUCUCGCUCGGACCAACAAUUCGGGCCAAUAUAUCAGUAUCGACGGUAGGCCGCUGUCGGCUGCCAGGGGCCUUGGUCAGGACAUUGCAAAGCUGUUCAAGUCAUAUAUAAAAGCCGCAGCAACUCGUCGCCAGAGCUUCUCAAAUAUCACCGAUCCCUUUCUAUGUCUGCAUAUUCGCUGCCAUGGAGCGAUAUAUGACGUCAAUAUCGAGCCCGCGAAGGAUGAUGUCUUGCUUGAAGAUCCUCGGAAGCUACUUUCGCUCGUGCAAGAUAUGCUCAGUGACGUCUACGGAGCAGAGAAUGGACGCGUUGAGGAAGCACAGUCGCCGCGGAAAGGAAAAGCACCGGUCACAGAAUCUAACGGAUUUGACUUGCUUUUGGCCCGCAAGAGCCCGACCGAGGCUGCUCCAAGCACAGCGGCCAACGGUCGGCCUUCGGCCUUCGUUACAGCACACUCAAUGUUGAAGGCCACGCCACCAUCUACAGCUGCAUCUUACAGAUCUAACGCCGACAGCGUAAGACGGAAGCGUCUGGAGACUCUGAACCCGUGGUCUUUUACGAAACUGUAUGUGCCGAGUGUUGGACCCUCCGGAAACUCGCCGCAAACCCAGUCGUCCUGUCGCGGAGUCACCGAGGAGAACAUGGCGGACAGCCGUAGAAACUCAUUGGAGUCGCCUCUUCCCAGCCCGUCUGCAUCAAGCACGAGCACUUCGACAAUCUCCCCAUCGCGAGCUCAGAUCUCACCGAUCCGGCUACAGGCUUCGCACAGCCCUCCUGAGCAUGGUACUCGUGACAACUCAAAACGUGCGAUGCGUGAACGUGAUAGAGAACGCUACGGAAACGGAUCGCUCGACACCUGGUUUGGGAAAACUACGCAAGUUGCGUUGUCGCGAAUGGAACCCUCCGAGCAGACUCGGGAGAAUUCUGAGGAGCCAUCGCUGGCAGAACUUGCAGCCCAGCGAUUUGAGACUUCCGAUAAUAUAACUCAAGAGCCACAAACCCCAGCCGAAGAUGUACCUGACAGCUCCACUGCAGUGACAGGCUUGUCGCAGGUCAUGGAUCGGCCCCCACCAGCAACUGAGGAUAUGGAGGUUCAGGGCAACAAUCGGGGACUUCCAGUCCUGGAACGAUGGUCGUCGAGACUCCAUCAAUUAUCCAAAGACAGCCACAAUGAACUGGAGAAGGCAUUAGACUUCGAACGCCGAAAGCGAGAUGCUAUACAGCAGCGACGGAAACAGCUCCAGAGUAGUCACGCAGUGUCCGCUUCUCGGUCACCGCAUCUGAAUCGAUACCUCAAUGCAAGGGCUGCUCUCAGCGCUGAUACCCCCAUCAACUCAAGUCAGAGUAUAACCGAUCUGGAACAGACAAACAAAUCGAUGCUGUCUCCGCAUGAUCCGAGAUCGUACCUUAUACGCUAUCGCGCCCAGAGCGCUACCUCGGAUGAGACGUCAAAACUCAAACGCAUCAGUACAGGCAAAAUGCCACUUGAGAGUAUACCCGACGAAUAUGCAUUGUACGAUAUAGGCAUAACUGUGCCGAUGAAUAUCCCGCAUCUCUCAGAACUGGUCAAGGAGAUGGCUUCGGAUGGCCUAUACAGAGAGUCCGCAACCGAGUCCGACGGUUCAAGUUUCUUCGCUCCAGACUCACCAAUUGAAGUCUGGACUCAACGAUUAAAUGAAUUGAUGCAAGCUAAAUACUCAGCAACUAAACCGGAUGUCUUCCCUUUACAAUUUGAUUUCUCGGCUCUAAGUGAACAAUCUAACACACGCCAAGCCUGA